This is a messenger RNA of Cylicostephanus goldi, 255 nucleotides long. The record is from the annotation of a GenBank genome assembly. NCBI's taxonomy places the organism in Eukaryota, Metazoa, Nematoda, Chromadorea, Rhabditida, Strongylidae.
AAUUAUGAUUAUGGAGUUGAGGACUACUAUGUAGUAGGCAUGCUAAAAUUUUGGUUAGAUUCUAUCGACAGUUUCGUGAUUUCCUCUGAUGCUAUUGGAGAAGAAGAUGUCAAAUUCAACAAUCCCAGUGGAUUAGAGAAUUAUGCAAAUCUUAUGCGGGAAGAUAUAAGCGAGAUUGGAUGUGUUGAAAAUGUCUGCGAUCCUGGUACAGGAACAAAAGGCACCUUGGUAUACUGCCUAACCAAUCAAGAGUGA